ACACCGUGAGGCCGAGAUGUUUCGCCACCAGCACAAAUCACUCAACCGGAAAUCAAGGGCAAUUCGCCUCGGUGAUGAUCGUCGGCCAUGUCAAUCAACUAGACCCACAUGUAGUAUCGCUAGCAUUGGUCGUAGUAUAGUGAAAUCAUGCGGCUGCAGGGCCUCCGAAGCUAUCGUCUGGGGCCUGGCGCGAGGCACGGGAUGUGUGCACACAAUCAGCUUUGUCCAGAAAGGGACAGAUACGUGUCGUGGGAGGCUGAGCAAAGCAUAUAUAAGUGCUUGCAUCUUCCUGACACAGUUCCUGUUUUAAUCAUCAAUCAAUCAACAAGCCCUCAAUACCACAACACCACUCCAACCACUUCCAACCCACUCAAACCAAACAUCAACAUGUCUGGCUGCGGAAACUCCUCUUGCUCUUGCGGCAGCUCCUGCUCCUGCGCCUCGGGCUCCUGCUCCUGCUAAAUGUCUCUCAUGACAACUCCCUCUAAAUGAGCGACUCGGCCCUU
Molecule: messenger RNA, 506 nt
Organism: Dissoconium aciculare CBS 342.82
Lineage: Eukaryota; Fungi; Ascomycota; Dothideomycetes; Mycosphaerellales; Dissoconiaceae
Exons: 3
Coding region: 148-462 (104 amino acids)
Source: RefSeq, a predicted model, not a curated record